UUUUUUUUUCUUCCUUUUUCUCUUUUAUCUUUUGUAUAAAGACAGAUUUCACCAAAUGAGUGCUUUAGACACAGCAGCAGACAGAGCUUCUGUUGAAGAAGUAGUUAUUCCAAGCGAACCGUAUCAUGACCAAGAGGAAGAGGACGAAGAGAGACCUACACAGUCAGAAGGAGAGGAAGAGGCGAGACCAAGCAGAAGUCGACUCCAGUCCCAAAACUCAUACGAGGCUAGCGUUGUUAGCACUCAAUCGUCGCCACCACCCUAUGAAUUAUAUCCUCCUGCUAAGACAGUAUUCGGUAGAAUGUUUAAUUGGUUACGCAAAAUUCCAAGAUUAAACACUCAUCAAGCUAUUUAUUUACCGACACUUCCCGUUCAUAACAAUAAUGGUAGUAGUGGUAGGUCAAUAUUUAGCAUUCGAAGAAGAAACAGAAGAGACGAAGAAAACACUGGAUUGUCUACAACUAGUAGUCAUCAUAGUAGUGUUGACUCUUCUAGUUCUGUGUCUUGCUGGUCAUAUUAUUAUUAUACAAUUACAGAUCGUUUACCCAAAUGUCCUCGCAUCCUUCUUCCUUCAUUUUUAGCUCAACAUAGACUUGUAUUAAUUUUGGUUUCCUUCUUUUCCUUGGCUUUGUUCUCUUUCCUCUUGUUCUGUUCCAUCUUUUUCUCUCCUGCUGAUUAUCCCAGUCCUAUCUUUCCUGAUAAGGUCACAAACUCAUCUGCUAGAUUCUUGACCUUGAACAUCUUUAUGAGACCUCCGCUUAUCAAAAACAAUUGGUCAGACUAUAAAGAUGAUCGUUUAGCCUAUAUCGAAAAAUAUAUCUUGCCUGAAUAUGAUGUAAUUACAUUUCAAGAAUCAUUUGCUUUUGCUACCAGAAGAAAGGAUCAUCUUAUCACCACUGCUCGCAACUUGGGCUAUAACUAUCAUUUGGAAUCCCCUAGAAAAUAUCCUUGGCAGCUUGGUGUUGACGGCGGCCUUUUGUUAAUUUCUCGUUUCCCUAUUCGUGAAUCUCAUAUCAUCGAAUACCCAAGAGGACAACACAGCGAUUGGCUCUCAAUUAAGGGCGCUUUACAUGCAUUGAUAGAACUGAACCCGGAAAGAAAAUUACACAUUUAUACAACCCACACACAAGCAUCGUAUGAUACAAAUAAUGUAAUCAAUGAAGAAGAUACCAUGAUCCGACUCUCGCAAUUUUCCCUUUUACACAAUUUUGUGUAUGAUACCACACGUAACGAUGAUGAGCCAAUUAUGGUGGUUGGUGAUUUAAAUGUGGAUGCAGCAGUUCAUAAUGAAACGAUACCCAUUACACAACCUUCAAAAAGUAGUUCUCCCGAAUAUGAGCAAAUGGUAGAAGUGAUUAAAGGCACAGGGGUGAAACGGAUAUCUUCAAACCAACGCUGGUUCGAACAUCACUGGAAAAUGGAAGAUUUGAAAGACGUUGUGCAUGAUCAUUACACAUAUCACCCAGUCACAUUUGGUGACUACACUCGCAAUGAACAUGGCGAUCUAAUUCCUGCAGAAACUGUUUUGACAAAUUGGGAUCAAUUAAUGACUGUUCAGAGUAUCGACCGUAUAUUCUGGUCCGAUCGUAAUUCCAAUCGUACUCGUCUUGAAAGGCCGCAGGUCGAAAAGUUUUGGGUUAAGGACAACACAUUAAUGACUGAGGAAGAACGUCAAAAUACAGAAUUUACACAGAUCUCCGAUCAUUAUGGAAUAAGCUGUGAAAUUAUCGUAUAGACUCUUCUUUUUUUUUUGUAUAGACAUUAAACUUCUCUUUUUUCAUGACAAUCCUCUAAUGUUUAACUAUGAAGUAAUUUAUCUUUCAGCAUUCCAUUUUACAGCUUGCACUUUUAGUAAUCCCAGAAGGCCAUCAUAUAGUAUAUCCCCUUAAAAAAAGUAAUCAAUUAUAAAAACUUAAAAAUGUUCAAACUAUAAAUUUCGGACAAAUUAAAUGAUUUAGACG
This is a messenger RNA of Mucor mucedo, 1961 nucleotides long. Its product is annotated as Endonuclease/exonuclease/phosphatase. Gene Ontology annotation, molecular function: sphingomyelin phosphodiesterase activity. Gene Ontology annotation, cellular component: cytoplasm; extracellular region. NCBI's taxonomy places the organism in Eukaryota, Fungi, Mucoromycota, Mucoromycetes, Mucorales, Mucoraceae. The record is from RefSeq and is a predicted model, not a curated record. Bases 56 to 1735 code for a protein of 559 amino acids. The transcript has 3 exons.